AUGGAGUGCGAGACCGGCCUCGUCGGCUCCCUCAACGGCGAGGGGCUCUGUAUGUCGGCCCCCCGCGCCGACCCCCUCAACUGGGUGAAGACCGCCGAGGAGCUCACCGGGAGCCACCUCGAGGAGGUGAAGAAGAUGGUGGCGCAGUUCCGCGAGCCGCUGGUCACCAUCGAGGGCGCCUCCCUCGGGAUCGCGCAGGUGGCCGCCGUGGCCGCGGGCGCCGGCGUCGCCAGGGUCGCGCUCGACGAGUCCGCCCGCGGCCGCGUCAAGGAGAGCAGCGACUGGGUCAUGACCAGCAUGAUGAACGGCACCGACAGCUACGGCGUCACCACCGGCUUCGGGGCCACCUCCCACCGCCGCACCAAGGAGGGCGGCGCGCUCCAGAGAGAGCUCAUCAGGUUCCUUAACGCCGGUGCCUUCGGAACUGGCACGGACGGACACGUUCUGCCCGCCGAGGCAACACGCGCGGCUAUGCUCGUCCGCAUCAACACCCUCCUCCAGGGUUACUCGGGCAUCCGCUUCGAGAUCCUCGAGGCCAUCACCAAGCUGCUCAACGCCAAUGUCACGCCGUGCUUGCCGCUCCGGGGCACCAUCACUGCAUCCGGUGACCUUGUGCCGCUGUCCUACAUUGCCGGCCUUAUCACCGGCCGACAGAACUCUGUUGCGGUGGCCCCUGAUGGCAGCAAGGUGACCGCUGCCGAGGCAUUCAAGAUCGCCGGGAUCGAGCACGGGUUCUUUGAGCUGCAGCCCAAGGAGGGCCUUGCCAUGGUGAACGGCACGGCUGUGGGCUCUGGUCUUGCAUCGACCGUGCUCUUUGAGGCCAAUGUUCUGUCCGUCCUUGCUGAGGUCUUGUCUGCGGUGUUCUGCGAGGUGAUGAACGGCAAGCCGGAGUUCACUGACCACCUGACCCACAAGCUGAAGCACCACCCUGGACAGAUUGAAGCAGCUGCAAUCAUGGAGCACAUCUUGGAGGGAAGCUCAUACAUGAAGCAGGCAAAGAAGCUUGGCGAGCUCGACCCCUUGAUGAAGCCGAAGCAGGACCGGUAUGCCCUCCGCACUUCGCCUCAGUGGCUCGGCCCACAAAUCGAAGUUAUUCGAUUUGCCACCAAGUCGAUUGAGCGUGAGAUCAACUCUGUCAACGACAACCCGCUCAUCGACGUCUCCCGUGGCAAGGCCAUCCACGGUGGCAACUUCCAAGGCACCCCCAUUGGUGUCUCCAUGGACAACACCCGCCUCGCCAUUGCUGCUAUUGGCAAGCUGAUGUUCGCGCAGUUCUCGGAGCUCGUGAACGACUUCUACAACAAUGGCCUGCCUUCCAACCUGUCCGGUGGGCGCAACCCGAGCUUGGACUAUGGUUUCAAGGGCGCCGAGAUCGCCAUGGCCUCGUACUGCUCUGAGCUGCAGUUCUUGGGCAACCCGGUGACUAACCAUGUCCAGAGCGCGGAGCAGCACAACCAGGAUGUGAACUCACUUGGUCUGAUCUCAUCCAGGAAGACCGCCGAGGCUAUUGACAUCUUGAAGAUCAUGUCUUCCACGUUCCUGGUGGCUCUGUGCCAGGCCAUUGACCUUCGCCACAUUGAGGAGAACAUGAAGACAGCGGUGAGGAACUGCGUGAUGCAGGUGGCCAAGAAGACCCUGAGCAUGAACAACAUGGGCGGCCUCCACAUCGCCCGCUUCUGCGAGAAGGAUCUGCUGACCGCGAUCGACCGCGAGGCGGUGUUCGCGUACGCGGACGACCCGUGCAGCCCCAACUACCCGCUGAUGCAGAAGCUGCGGGCGGUGCUGGUGGAGCACGCGCUGGCCAACGGCGACGGCGAGCGCGCCCUGGAGACCUCCAUCUUCGCCAAGGUGGCGGAGUUCGAGCAGAACAUCCGCGCGGUGCUGCCCAAGGAGGUGGAGGCCGCGCGCGCGUCCGUGGAGAACGGCACGCCGCUGGCUCCCAACCGGAUCAAGGACUGCCGCUCCUACCCGCUGUACCAGUUCGUGCGCGAGGUGUGCGGCACCGAGUACCUGACCGGCGAGAAGACGCGGUCGCCCGGGGAGGAGCUGAACAAGGUGCUGGUGGAACGGCGAGCCCCUGCCGCUCUGCUGAGCAGCCGACGAGACAAGGUAACACCAAAGGAAAAGAAAACACGUACACACAAAGUGAAUAUAGAAGUGGUUCAAGACUGUGAAGCGGGAGGUUCCUGGUAUAUCUACGUUUCAUUGUACUUAGUUAAGUUGAUACUACUGUUGUUUUUUCUCGCUGCCGCCAUGCCAUGA
This is a messenger RNA of Triticum turgidum subsp. durum (durum wheat), 2262 nucleotides long. NCBI's taxonomy places the organism in Eukaryota, Viridiplantae, Streptophyta, Magnoliopsida, Poales, Poaceae. The record is from the annotation of a GenBank genome assembly.